Molecule: messenger RNA, 6850 nt
Organism: Mus pahari (shrew mouse)
Lineage: Eukaryota; Metazoa; Chordata; Mammalia; Rodentia; Muridae
Gene: Avl9
Product: AVL9 cell migration associated
Exons: 16
Coding region: 272-2221 (649 amino acids)
Cellular component (GO): cytoplasm
Source: RefSeq, a predicted model, not a curated record
CCCAGCCGGGACAGGGGCCUCAGGGUACCGCCCCGCGCUGCCGGAGGCGGCUGUAGCGUCAGGUGACAGCCCGGAAGCUGCGGAAGCGGAUGAAGCAGAGAGGUGGAGGCCCGGUAGGGCUCCGCGGAGGUGAGGGAGCGGGUCGGCGGCCCGGGAGCUCGUGGCGCAGCGCGUAUGCGGCGCUCAGGCUGACAUCCGAAGGCUGCCGCUCUGGGUCGUGCGGCCGGGCUUCGGCGUUUGGAGUCGCGGCGCGGGCCUCCGGCGGGCGUCCAUGGAGAAGGCUGGGCGUGAGAGUGACGGCGCCCCCUGCGGGCCUGUCCUGCACAUCGUGGUGGUCGGCUUUCACCACAAGAAGGGCUGCCAGGUUGAAUUCUCUUACCCACCACUAAUUCCAGGAGAUGGACAUGACAGCCACACUUUACCUGAAGAAUGGAAGUACUUGCCUUUCCUUGCCUUGCCAGAUGGUGCACAUAACUAUCAGGAAGAUACUGUGUUUUUCCACUUGCCACCCAGAAAUGGAAAUGGAGCUACAGUAUAUGGUAUCUCUUGUUAUCGACAAAUUGAAGCCAAGGCAUUAAAAGUGAGGCAGGCCGACAUCACCAGGGAGACUGUUCAGAAAAGUGUCUGUGUUUUAAGCAAGCUGCCUCUUUAUGGCUUACUUCAAGCAAAACUCCAACUCAUUACACAUGCAUAUUUUGAAGAGAAAGAUUUUUCCCAAAUUUCCAUUCUAAAGGAGCUCUAUGAACAUAUGAAUAGUUCCUUGGGAGGGACCUCACUAGAAGGAUCACAGGUGUAUCUUGGUCUGUCUCCUCGAGAUCUUGUCCUUCAUUUUCGACACAAGGUCUUGAUCCUUUUUAAGCUAAUUCUUCUUGAAAAGAAGGUUCUGUUUUACAUUUCUCCAGUGAAUAGAUUGGUGGGUGCACUAAUGACUGUGUUAUCCCUUUUUCCAGGCAUGAUCGAGCAUGGCCUCAGUGACUGUUCUCAGUAUAGACCCCGAAAGAGUGUGUCUGAUGAUGCUGGACCUCAGCAAAGUAAUCCCUCCGCAGAUGAUUUUACUUCUGAGCCUACUUCUGACAUCUUAAAUACCAGCGUGGGAACUUUCACAAGAAUCAUGGCAGUAAACCAUGGAGAAGAUGCUGUGCCCAAGACGGAGAAGCCUUACUUCCAAGUAGAAGGUAACAACAACAAAGGACAGGAACCCAGUGAUUCUGGCCGAUAUUUGGAACUUCCACCCCGUCCAUCUCCAGAGUCUUCAGAAAGUGACUGGGAAACGUUGGAUCCUAGUGUCUUAGAGGAUGCCAGCAUGAAAGAAAGGGAACAGAUGGGGUCAGACCAGACACAUUUAUUCCAAAAGGACUCUGUGCCCUCGGACAGUCCUCCAAUUACUGUACAGCCUCAAGCUAAUAACAGGCAGGUGGUCCUGAUACCAGGGCUCAUUUCUGGUUUGGAAGAAGACCAAUAUGGCAUGCCUCUGGCCAUCUUUACAAAGGGAUAUCUGUGUUUGCCUUACAUGGCAUUGCAGCAGCAUCAUCUUCUCUCUGAUGUCACUGUUCGGGGAUUUGUGGCUGGAGCUACUAACAUCCUUUUCCGACAACAGAAGCACCUCAGUGAUGCCAUUGUGGAAGUGGAAGAAGCACUGAUCCAGAUCCAUGAUCCAGAACUUAGGAAGCUGCUUAACCCAACGACUGCAGACCUAAGGUUCGCAGACUACCUGGUGAGGCACGUGACUGAGAACAGGGAUGAUGUCUUCCUGGAUGGCACCGGCUGGGAGGGAGGUGAUGAAUGGAUCCGGGCCCAGUUUGCAGUCUACAUCCACGCUCUGCUGGCUGCUACACUGCAGUUAGAUAAUGAAAAGAUGUUAUCAGACUAUGGAACAACUUUUGUUGCCGCUUGGAAGAAUACUCACAACUACAGGGUAUGGAACAGCAAUAAGCAUCCGGCACUUUCAGAGAUAAAUCCAAACCAUCCUUUUCAAGGCCAGUACUCGGUGUCAGACAUGAAACUCAGAUUUUCACAUUCUGUUCAGAACAGUGAACGUGGCAAAAAAAUUGGCAGUGUCAUGGUCACAACCAGCCGGAAUGUGGUGCAAACAGGGAAAGCCGUUGGCCAAUCAGUUGGAGGAGCUUUUUCCAGUGCAAAGACAGCUAUGUCUUCAUGGCUAUCUACUUUCACCACAUCCACCCCUCAGAGUCUUCCUGAGCCACCCAACGGGAAGCCCUGAGUCCAGCAAAGCAGCAGGAGCUGCUUGGUUUUCUAAGGUGUAAUGCUCCCUCCCCGUCUGCUGCUCCCAGGGUUUCUUCUUCUAUCCAAAGGUCCAUACCCAGGGACCACGAUGACAAACUGUUUACAUGGACGGUUGCACUCUAUCUAAAUGAAAGUUGCAGUAUGCUGAAUGGAUGAAAUUACAGAGUAGCAGAAUAGCUUUCCAGGUUGGGGGUUAAAUCAACUACUUUCACUUCAUUCUGAGCCUAAUUAAUGUACACAAUGAACCUUGUAGUGAAUUUUAAGUUCUGAGACUGUACAUUUGUUUACUUAGAAGAAUUUUUACAUAUGUAUAUUUUGUUCUAUUUUGCUGUUUAAAUAUUUAGAUGGUCGUUGUAAUUUAUAUUGACUAAAAUUAAGUUAUAUUACUAUUUCACUAUCUCUGAAGUUAGCCCUAAAAUGUAUUUGUAAUGUGUAGGGACUAUGCAUUCCAGUCUGAGUUCGCUAGGGUGGACUUUUAUGGGAGGGUUGGCGGAAACCCUCUAUUCACUAAACAUACUUACCAGCUCACUUCUUCCCAGAGCUGUGAAAGUCAGAAGGGGAAGCUGAGGAUAAGAUGCCAUUUUCUAUGAAUGUCUUCCUGUCACAGUUGGUGUGAAGCAGCAGAGAUGCUCCUGGGCUUCUCCUACUGGCAGUGCUUGUGCAAGGAAGCAGCAGUGUGACUCAGCAGCACUGAAGGGCUGGCACAUGUCUGGAGAGCAGUACUUUGACAACCCAUAUGCUAGCUCGAUUGACUCCAGUUAUGUUGCUGUCUUAAUCAGCACUUUGUUAUCAAAACUGUGUGCCUUGUUUGUUGUGAAUGGUUGUCCGUUGGAUCUGGAUAGACCCACAGGUCUUCUCUUAGUCUUCUUCUGCAGUGAGCUUUUCAAAGGCACUUGACCUCCCUACUUCCCUGACUGGAAAUCCUUCUGUAGUCAGGUCUGCUACCUUCUAAAGAAAAACAAAGUGACCAAUAAAGAUUAAAUAUAAACUAUGACUUAGAUCACAUUUAGAAAAGCAAGAAGUUGGCCAAUGAGAUGAUUUAGAGAGGAAAAGCAUUUACUGUGCAAGCAUGACAACCUGAGUCCAGAUCUCUGGAACCCACAUAAAAGCCACAUCUGUAAUCCCAGUGUCCCUACAAUGAGGUGGGAGCAGAAUCAGGAGAAUCUUACAGAAUAUCGCCUAGAGUGAACAAUGAAUUGGCAGAAACGAGAGACCCUGCCUCAAAACAAUGUGGAAAGGAAGAACCAACUCUUGAAAAUUGUCCUCUGACCUCCAUGUAGGCAAUGUGUCAUGCACAUGCUUAUAUUCACACACACAAAGACAUACACCUCAAAUGAAAGAACAGUAAGAAGCAAGAGAAUGAAUUCGAAUUCGCACCUGUGCCAGGAGUCACUUGUUUGGUAAAUCAGUACAGUUGGCUUCAUGUUACCACAGGCAUGAAUUUGCCAGCCUCUCAUUUAAUUCAUGUUUGUCAUGUAUAACUGUCAUUUGCCUUUCAGGAGAUCCUGAAUGGGUGUUCUCAGGGAGUACUUAUGGGAAACAGUCUACCUUUUCAGUAACAGAAGGCAUGUAGAAUAACCGUUAUAUCUACAUAUGAUUAAAUAAGCAUUGAGAAAGUAAGAGACCAAAUUAAGGAUAUUGAUUAUCUUUCAUUUAUCCUCUACGAGAUUCCCUAAGGACUAUUAAAAGAAGAUAGGGCAUAAUUCAAUAUUUUUAAAACUUUGCAAAUUGGAUUUUCAAACAAAACCACAAAAUAUGCACUACUUCAAAUUGGGCAUAAUAACUUGAGAGAAUCCAGUGACAACAAAUUAAUUGGUUAAUGGGAGAAAACCAUUAAUUUUCUUUGGCCAGUAAAUAUUUGAAAAGUUAAGAAACUAAAGGCACACAAAACAGUGAGAGGCACAUUAAUGUGCCGAGACUAUUGAGAAUCUCUUGUUAGAUACCAUUUCAUGUGGCUGCAGCAUGCUGGUAUACCCAUGGUAGUUGACAUUGCUAGGAGCCCUACCAGGGUUAGCUAAUAAGGUAAUGAUUCAUUCUUUAGUUUGUACCAGGUUUGUAUGACUUGCAGAAUUGCCUGCUAUUACUUAAACAAAAGCAAUGCAGCAUUGACUUUGAAAUAUACUUGGGGGCAAAAUGUAACUGCUUUUGUUUCACACUCCCCAUUUGAGUGUGUAUGGUUCCCCCUGUGUAUGGUCUCACAGUCUUGCCACACAGGUCUCUAAAUUGCCAACUUCCUCCCUCUUGUCUCAACUGGGAUUAUACGAACACCACUGUGCCAGGCUUAAGUGUAUAUUUUAAUUGAACCUUCUCUUAAUGUAGUUAAAAACUUAACUCUUAAAAAUGGUCACUUAACUGGUCAGCAUAAAAUAACUUACCUUGGGAAAAAAAAACAACAUCUUGGAAUGGUCAAAAGGCCAUACUCUUACUUCCUUCAGGUUCCCGGAAAUGUUGGCUUUUCAAGGGCCAUAGGCCAUUUUGUUGCUGGCGGGGGGCAUCACCUAAUGCAGCAGCCAGUGUCAUGGAGAAUAGGAGAUACAGCCAGUGAGCCCAGACAUGUGAUGUCUGUAUUGUAGGCUCCAGUGAGCUAGACUAACUCUAAUGAGUAGUCUCCCUCCUGGCAUGGUAGUCCUUUAGUCAACACCUGGCCUUUUGACUGUUGCCAGGAUAAGUGGCUAUUGGAAACCAUGCUUUCUCCAGUGAUUGCCAAUGCUCUUGUGUCUUAAGAACUGAGUGUUUGUAACUAGACCUUCGGGAGUGAAAGUCGACCAGCAUUUUUCAGGUUUUCGGCAGGCAGACAUUGACAGUAGCUGCACUGCUGUUCAGGUAGUUUUGAGGAAGCCCAUUAUGAUCGUAGUGUGAUGACAAUGGCACAGAUAAGGGAGAGAAUUCAAGCUGUGAGUCUGUGGAGUAGAGUAGAAAUUCUGAAGCUGCACGUAACAGGAUGUAGAGCAAUUGUAUAUGUAUAUCUGAUUUAUAACCAACAUGAAUUGUCCACCCCCAAAUCCUUCACUAGCUCACAAGCCUGAAAACAGUUCUCUCCUUUUGCGUUAAGAAACAGUUGGCUUUCUUGGGCAGCAAAGUAGAGUGCAUGACAGGACUUCCUCAGUCCUUCUGCUUUUCAAAUUUUGUACUAAGCAGUUAACUGAUUUUUAGAAUAGCUUUCUUAAGAUAUUCAAGGAAAAAGCAAAUUAGGAAAACAAAAAUGAGAACUAUUACAUGGUUGAGAAACAGGGCACUUAAAGUCUGAAUGGAGAAUAUUUUGACAUCAGUAUUUAACCUACUAAAGGCAUGAGUUUAGACAGAAGUUAGAAUCAUAAUCUGCUAUUUACAUUUCUAAGUGAAGCUGUAACAUUCUUUUAGCUGGUAGGCAGGUAUUAUUGAAGCUGUAUAUUUUAUAGAGAAAAUUUUGUGGGAGUUAACAGCCAGUGGCCUCUCUUCCUCUCAUGUUGAUAAGUUUAGAAGUCCUGCAGCCAGCAUCCUGAUUUAUACCCACAGGCAGUGUCUGCUGCAGCCUCCACAGAGGGCAGCCUGUUAGGACAGAAGCUACCGGCUCCUACCUGUGGUGCUAGCUGCACCAGCCUGUUAAUGUAUUGGGGAUAUUGCUUAGGAUCCCUGAAACAUUUGCACACUGGAGUUCUUUAAUGAGAAAUGGCCCAGCAUUCAUGGCUUUCCACGCCAUCUUCUGGUAGCCUUUAACUAUGGCAGAAUGCUCCUUGAAUCACUUGAAGAUGACCAUCAUUCCUCCUAACAUAAUGUGCCGCUAGGGUUUUCUCAUUCCAAGUCUUCUGACUUCAUUAGUUUGGAAUUCUUUUUCCAUAAUUUCCAACAUUCCACAAAACUUUUUUUUAGAGAAAAAAAGGAUUGUGUUUUUAUUUUUUCAUACAAAAAACUUCAUAAAAACGACUUCCUACCUACAUUAUGAAGAAACUGGCUCCCUCGUAUAGUAUAACACUCCAAAAUUAAGAUUGUGCAUGUCUAAGGGGUUGGAUAUAUUUUGUAAAACUCUAAAUACAUUUGUAUUUCUGUGCUGUUCAGAAAUUUACCUUUUUACUUAUACUUAUUACAUAUACAGAAAACUAUAUAUUUAAAUCAUGUAAAUGGAACAAAAUUUAAGAGGGAUUCCAAUCUUAUUUUUCAUCAGCUUCUCAUGCACAUAGUAUGCUGCUAAAGUUUCUCUUUUGUGCAAUAUAAACAUUUAAACAUUUCAAGUCAGGUACUGAGCCAGAAAAGGUCAUUGAAGUUUUCAGAAAACUGCUUAAAGUGUAUUUUAUUUUAUUGAGAUACUGUUAUUUUAUAGCUGGAAAAACAAGAUUGCACAUUACAAGUUUCAGUCCGCUUGAUCAUCCCUUUCUAAAUUUAGAAAGCAUUUGAUUAAUGACUUGGUGAAGGUACUUAACGGUUGGAAAUUAGUUUUUAAGGAAGUUAAGCUAUAGCUUCUCUUUCCUCUAGUGGCUUUGUAGUUUGUGCUGGUUCAUUUCUGUUGUCAAUUGUUUUUUAAAACAUAUUCAAGUUAUAAAUCAUGUCUAAUCAUGCUGAAUUGUAGAGUUUCUGUUGUACAUUUAUUUUAAGGAAAACCUGAUAAUAAAAUUAUCCUGUUUCUCUUGCA